This is a messenger RNA of Penicillium taxi, 1113 nucleotides long. Its product is annotated as TauD/TfdA dioxygenase family protein. The coding region runs from base 1 to 1113 and encodes 370 amino acids. NCBI's taxonomy places the organism in Eukaryota, Fungi, Ascomycota, Eurotiomycetes, Eurotiales, Aspergillaceae. The record is from RefSeq and is a predicted model, not a curated record. The transcript has 3 exons. Gene Ontology annotation, molecular function: oxidoreductase activity.
AUGGCUAUACUUACUCCUACUGUCCGUCCUCUCCAGCCUCCUCCAGGCUCCACCAUAGAUUUCGGCGCAGAAAUCGAAGGUGUGGAUCUUGAGACUCUAAACGACGAGCAAUUCUCCACUAUUAGCGAUGCGCUAUACCGCCACCACGUCGUGGUAUUCAAGAACCAACACAAGCUGUCUCCUAAAGCACAGUAUGAACUUACAAAGCGUUUCGACCCUGCAUCAGAAAGCUAUGGCCACGGCAAGACAAUCGAUGCAAAACGCAGCAUUCUGCAUCCUGACCUGAAGACCAUCCCUCACCAACAGCAAGUACAAGUGAUUGGAAACGGAUUCGUGCCUUCAUAUGAAGGACUAGAGAAUAUCCAACUGAGACAUCCUCAUCACCGGACUUUUCACAAGGACCACAUCCCUGACGACAAAGACUAUGACUUCACUCGUUUCUAUCGCUGGCAUAUUGAUGCUGCUCUAUAUGACCUUAACCCGCCAAAGGUUACGACCCUUUUGGCUGUUAGUGUGCCCAAGGGCCGUCGUCAGACGUUGCUGUAUGAUGACGGUACUGGAGAGACGAUGGAUGUCCCACUCGGCACUACGGCUUUUGUGAGCGGCGAACGAAUGUACCAGCGUCUAUCCCCUGAAGAACAGCAGUUUGUUCGAACGAGCAAAGUUGAAUAUGCGCCUCAUCCGUAUAUCUGGAUGAGUACGGCACACUCCCGAUCAACCGGCCUUGGCCUCCAUUCAGAAGGCCUUGAACUGGCAGAGUCAGACUUACCACCCAUCGACGAGAAGAAGAUUAUGAUCCUCCCAAUGCUUUGGAAAAACCCGUUGACUGGAAAUUUGGCAUUACAAGUUCACCCAUCUGCUAUCCGCAAGAUCCAUCUAGAAGACGGUACAGUGAUCGACGACCUGGAGAAAGUGCGAGAUAUCGUCUACAAAUUGCAAAGACCAGCGAUCAGCCCUGAGUAUGUGUAUGCGCAUGACUGGCAGGAGGGUGACCUAGUCCUGUUCCAUAACAGGGGAGUUUUGCACUCUGUCGUCGGGGCGUUUAAGCCUGAUGAGGUGAGACUGUUCCGUCAGUGCAAUCUAGCUGCUUCUGAGCCCCCAAUAGAGCCGUAG